UGUGGGGAGAGGAAACAGGCAGCCCUGCCUGUGAGCAGCCCUUAACCCCUUCUGCUCGGAGAGAGCCGGCGGGGAGCUGGGGAGGGGGACCCCCUGCCACAGCACCUCCCAGCCGGAGCCUGCCGACACCAGCCGGGGCUCCCCCGGCACCCCAGCCGGGGCAGCAGCAAUGAGCGCCUGGAGCUGAGCCCGCCCGCGGCAGGAGGAGGUCGGCAGAGCACGGCGGUUCCCCCCCCCCGCUCCCCGGUGCCCCCCACGCCGCCCAACCAUGUCCUUUGCCAUGCUGCGCUCGGCCCCCAGCCGGUACCUGUACCCCGAGAUCAGCAUGCUGUCCGAGGAUGAGGAGAACGGCAGCGAGAGCUCGGGCUCGGAUGAGAAGCCUUACCACCUGGACGCCGACGGCUACGGCAUCAAGGCCAGCAAGCGCAGGAGCGGCAAGAAACCCAACCGGAUCAACAGGGAGCCCCGGCAGCGUCACACGGCCAACGCGCGGGAGCGUGACCGCACCAACAGCGUCAACACCGCCUUCACCGCCCUCCGCACGCUCAUCCCCACCGAGCCGGCCGACAGAAAGCUCUCCAAGAUCGAGACCUUGAGACUGGCCUCCAGCUACAUCUCCCACCUGGGGAACGUGCUGCUGGUGGGGGAGGCGUGCGGGGACGGGCAGCCCUGCCACACCACCCCUGCCUUCUACCACCACGGCGGCAGCAGCCCCCCCGCGCGCGACACCGAGAACUCCCAGCCCAAACAGAUCUGCACUUUCUGCCUCAGCAACCAGAGGAAGCUGAGUAAAGACCGAGACAGGAAGACGGCGAUUCGGAGCUAGAUGAUCCUAGUUUUCAGGAAGGACGACAAGGAGGAGCAGAAGGAGGAAGGAUGGAAAAGCCACACACACAAAACCACAGCCACGGACACUCCUGCCUUCACCCUGCUGCCGGGGAGAGCUGCACGGCGUCACCCCGGGGGACCUUAGACGCGGGCAGGCGCCUCGGGAGAGGCCGGGCGUCCUCCCGGCUCGGAGGGGUGACGGCAGACGGGAGGCGAACACGGACGCGGCAGGACUUUGCUCGGAGGAACCCUCGCCGCGCAGGGACGCUCCGCCACGGCGCGGGCAACGCGGCCGCCGCCCGGCGAGCCGGAGGGGCAGGGGACCCGCUCCGGGGGGGUCCUUGGAAGGGGAGCCCCUGCCCCGGUCUCUGCGGACGCCGCGUACGGCGGCUCCCGGGGGAGAGCCGGCGCUCGGACGGGCCCCGUCCCAGGUCUGACUCGAGCAGCGCUGGUGAAACCGCUUACGGAAACACCCCGCUCUCCCCGUCCCCUUCCAGCUUUGAGCCACUCCAUCCCCUGAACUCAGAGUCCUGGGGUGCUGCAUUUGUUGAGUUUAAUCAAUACAUGCUGGUGUUUCAUGUCAUUGAUAUGAUAAUAUAAAGCCUGAGCAAUUUGUAUAAUUAAA
This is a messenger RNA of Tyto alba (common barn owl), 1453 nucleotides long. It is a transcript of the gene SCX, whose product is annotated as scleraxis bHLH transcription factor. Bases 269 to 826 code for a protein of 185 amino acids. Lineage: Eukaryota; Metazoa; Chordata; Aves; Strigiformes; Tytonidae. The record is from RefSeq and is a predicted model, not a curated record. The transcript is spliced from 2 exons. Gene Ontology annotation, molecular function: protein dimerization activity; DNA-binding transcription factor activity, RNA polymerase II-specific; RNA polymerase II transcription regulatory region sequence-specific DNA binding. Gene Ontology annotation, biological process: regulation of transcription by RNA polymerase II; developmental process.